AUGACGUUGAGGUUCACUUGCUAUCCUACUGUACUGGCUAAAAGUUUGCUCCCAUUGUCGCUUUCAGAUGACCUACGACAGAAUGGCCCGAUUAUUAGUCCCUGUCAAAGCGAAAUAAUACUGGAAGCGGGGCAAAAUUUUACACUAACAUGUAGAGGAAAAACGCCAUUAAAUUUUAAGCAACAAGAAGUACCCGAAGAAGUAAUCGGACCAUUUCGGAUAGAACAGAAAAACACGUCAGACCUGGACGACGAGUCCAUGUUCGAAACUGUGCUCGACUUGUACAAUGUUGACCGGUUUGCGAUUGGCUAUUACGCUUGUUACGACGACACGGUCAACGGUAGCGACAUACUAAAUAACCUCAUCGAAGAACCUAACAAUACCGAGCAUAUUGCCUUUAUAUAUAUUUACGUUGCUGGCACGGAUAGCUUGUUUGCACCUUUGAGGGAAGUUAUUGUACCAAGAAAACAAUGUAAAGUUGUUAUUGAAUGUAGACCAACGACCCCAGAUGUUGAAGUUAGCCUGACGUCGGACUUUGCAGAGAUAAUAUAUCAGCAAUAUAGUCCGAAAAUCGGGUUCAUCAUCGAUAGCGAAACGCUCUCGGAUCCUAUCGGUUCGUUCUCGAUGUUUCACGCUAUCAACUGUGACUUUUCUAAUGGACCAGACAAUCGGAUAGAGAAACCAGUUGUUUUCCAACAUGUUAGGGUUCCCCCGGUUCCAACAAUACACAGAGGUUCCCCAUUAUUUUUGAAAGGGGAAAAUUUUACAUUAAGUUGUUCGGUUGCUUAUCAACCUGAUACUGUUGUCAACUUGUAUUGGGUGCUGCCUACUAAUGUAAGAAAGGAAUCAGUUUUAGCUAAGUCAAACGAAUAUGAGAUUGUUCGGGAACCAUUAUUAUUCAAGAAUAUCACUAUAAUUAAUGCGACAAAGGACCAUGGAGGCAAUUACACCUGCGUCGCCAAAAACAAUUGUGGUGAAAAGUCGAAAUCCUUCACAAAGAUUUUUUUACCCGAACCUCAUCUGAAAUUGACUCCAGUGACUAGAGAUAAUCCGAAAAUAACGAAACAGAAAACGGUGAAGAUCAACACUGAGGUAGUUGAUUAUCCCACAGCGAGUUUUUAUUUUUUACGCAAUAACGUAUCGUUGCCGCUAGAUGACGAGGAAAAUGAUAAAUACGAUGUCACUCGGAACCCUUACACUGGUGACGUCAUUUUGAGUAUAUUUAAGACAGAUGUGUUCGAUUCUGCUAACUAUACUUUAGUCGCCAGUAAUGGGUACUUGAAAAAGAAUUACACUUACGAAGUGUUAAUAAAAGCAAAGCCAACGAUCAACUUUGGACCUAAUGUUGAUAAGAAAUAUUUGCAGAACACUCGUGCAUCCUUGCAGUGUGUAGUUACAGGAUUUCCUCUGCCCGAAGUCACUUGGUCAUUCUCUAAUGGAGAGACACAGCCAAGUUCAUCCACACACGUGCUCUCCAAGUAUAAAGAAACAGCAAUUCUAGACAUGACGGUGACUGAAUCCGGCAACGUAUCUUGUAAGGCGUCUAACAGUGAAGGUACAGUGAUAGAAACGAGAAGACUUCUCGUUUAUGAGAUUCACAAUGGAUUCGGUAUAAUAAAUCCAAAUAAAACUUGGUUCUCGCAAAAUGAAGACGGAAAUAUCACAUGUAUUGCGUCCAAAUAUGACUUUUACAAUGUAACUUGGCUGGGCCCAGACGGUGAAGACCUGAGAGGAACGAAUGCUUUGGAAUAUUCGACAAAUUCAUUUUCACUUAUUGCCAAAUUGAAAUUCCCGCAAAUAUCUUUGAACCACAGCGGUUUGUAUACUUGUCAAGGAUCGAAGUUGGACAGCAAUUCUGAGUCCGAAGUAGAAUAUAUCAACAUUACAGUUGCUCCUCUUCAACCACCAAUAAUAAACCAACCAGAAGAUGACCAGACCAUAGAAGUAGUGACGUAUCAAGAGGUAGAACUAACUUGUCAAGCCGAAGGUGUGCCGCCGCCUAAAUUAGAGUGGUACAAGGAUGGCGUUUUAAUGAAAAAUGACACAAAUGCAAAAAUUUACAUUCAAAACAUCAAUCGUACUAUGGUGAACUCAUCAAUUCGAAUAGAUCGGCUGGUAAAAGAAAACAAAGGAACCUAUGAGUGUUCAGCUACUAGCGAUGGACAAAUGGCAAGUCGGGUCUAUACAGUGGCAUUGAAAGCAUCGUCCUACGAAUUAUAUUUGAGCAUCAUUCUCGUAGUCAUCUUUGUUUUAAUCCUCGUGGUUCUGUACCUUAUGUGGAGGGUCAGAAAGGAUACCCAAUUCAGAAAAGAAUUGAAGGCGUCUGGUCUUUUGUACUUCAAUGAAGGAGCUACGAAGUCACUGAACCCAGAUCUGGGCAUUGAUGAGCAAGCUGAUCUGCUGCCAUAUGAUGAGAAGUUUGAAUUCCCUGCCGAUAAAUUAAUUCUUGGCAAACAGUUAGGUGCAGGUGCAUUUGGCGUAGUUUAUAAGGCGGACGCACGUGGCAUCAUCAACGCUGAAGAAACAACCGAGGUUGCGGUGAAGAUGGUUAAAAAAACCGCAGACAACAUGUAUAUCAAAGCAUUGGCCUCUGAACUAAAAAUAAUGGUGCACUUGGGCAAACAUAUAAACAUUGUGAACCUACUCGGAGCGUGCACGAAAAACGUUGUUAAACGCGAGUUGAUAGUGAUUGUAGAGUAUUGCAAGUUCGGUAAUAUCCAUAACUACAUGCAGAGGCACCGCGAGGUGUUCAUUGAUCAGCUCACGGAUAACAAGGAGAAGAAUCUGGGAAGGGUCAACAGAGGAUUCUCGAGCAGCAGUGGCAGUACUGGAGCACACUCAGACUAUUUCGCUUCAUGCACACAGGACACCGACCACACAUUUGUCAACACGGCUAAUACUAACCGAUCGACAAGGAAAGUAUCCGAAGGUUAUGUACAACCAGAAUGGCGUACAAACUACGAGAGUGACUACAGUUUCGAUGGACGCAACCCCCGCCCUCUGACCUCUCGUGACCUGCUGGUUUGGGCCUUCCAGAUCGCUAGAGGCAUGGAAUAUCUUGCCAGUAGAAAGGUUCUUCACGGUGAUUUAGCGGCAAGAAACGUAUUGUUAGCUGAAGACAACAUUGUGAAGAUUUGUGACUUCGGUCUCGCUCGAAGCAUCUAUAAAAACGAUGAAUAUCAAAAGAAAGAAAACUGUCUCCUCCCUGUCAAGUGGCUGGCUAUCGAAUGUAUGACGGACCGCAUAUUCUCCACCCAGUCAGACGUGUGGUCGUUCGGCAUCGUGCUGUGGGAACUAUUCUCCCUAGCUAAGACACCCUACCCGAAUAUCAGUCCCGCUCAUUUGUUGCAGUGGCUUUCUGAAGGGAAACGUUUAGAGAAGCCAUCAUACGCAGAUGACCGGCUUUAUAACGUAAUGAUGAGGUGCUGGGAACAGAAACCAACGAGUAGACCUUCCUUCUCUCAGUUGCAAGAAAUACUCGGCGGUUUCCUCGAGGACAAUGUGCGAAAUCACUACGUUGACUUAAACACGGCGUACAUGGACACGAAUGUGAAGCCUGGGGGCGAGGAUUACCUGGCUAUGGUUUGUGCACCAGACUACAAUAACCUGGUGACUCCGAGCCCGCACCAUUACGUCAACGACAGGAGUUUCUUCCCUGUCACUCCUACACAGAUAGACGAGGAAGGCUAUCUACAGAUGAGUCCCGCAUCAAGACAGAACAUAUUUAGUCCUCGAGCUCAGGACAUGAAGUUCGACUUCGAUGCUCGCAAAUUUAACCCGAGGGUAUCGGAAGCAAGUAGCUGUGGUUCAGAACUAACGCCAAUGCUUACUCUGAACAAUUUACCAGCUCGAAGCGGGUCGGAGUCCGACCACGAAGGCAACGCGUCGCCCUACCUCAACAUGUGUCCCAGAAUAGACGAGGAGACAGAUGACGUGUUCGAGACGAACCAAAACAAUGCAAAGAACGCGCUGAACACGGCGCACACUAACCCGACGUACAUCUCGUUAGACGUUGACAUUGAGAAGAAGCCGAAAGAUAUUAUUAACUCGUAUAUUAACGUACCGAACGGUCUAGUCAAAUAAUUUCAUUUUGUGUACCAGAAUAAGCUAAUCUCAUUUACUAAUAUGUUAUAGUAUCUACUUAUAUAUAACCUGCAUGAAUGUUAGUUUUCCUUUGCUGUUCAUUUUGAUCUCUGUAUUCUCUUGAUGAAGUACUAUUUUUCUUUCUUAAUUUUCUUUUACGUAAAUUUCUAUUUUCUUUUUUCUUGUCUUACGUAAAUAAUUGUGUUUGUGUCUCAAGUGUUUAUUUCAUUUAGGGAGCUUAUUUGUUGUAUCCUCAUUCAUGUUAAUAGGUUUGUAUCGUAGAUGUAUUGUAUGUACAGAAAUGUUUACUUUUUGUGUAGACUGAAUGAUGUAGGUGACUUACUACUUCAAUAAGAACUAGUCAGUCACCUUUGAAUAAUUGAGAUUCGGCAUGUGAUUGGUGGUCAGCCUUAAAACUAAGUAGAUGCCGUUAUUAUAACAUAUUACAAUUAAUUAUUGAAUAUUCGGAAUCUGGCACGGUUGGCACGGUGGCUGGGCAACUGGCUGCCGCACAA
Spodoptera litura is the source of this 4598-nucleotide messenger RNA. RefSeq names its product PDGF- and VEGF-receptor related (gene Pvr). Gene Ontology annotation, biological process: positive regulation of kinase activity; cell surface receptor protein tyrosine kinase signaling pathway; protein phosphorylation. Gene Ontology annotation, cellular component: signaling receptor complex; plasma membrane. NCBI's taxonomy places the organism in Eukaryota, Metazoa, Arthropoda, Insecta, Lepidoptera, Noctuidae. Gene Ontology annotation, molecular function: transmembrane receptor protein tyrosine kinase activity; ATP binding. The record is from RefSeq and is a predicted model, not a curated record.